CCGUCGUCGGUGUUCCCCGGGAGAACAGACAUAAUCGUGAUGGAGACUUGGGUCCGCGCCGCCGUGGAGGCCAUCCACUCGUCUCGCGCCCAAGCCGUCAUCUACCUCGCCGGCGGGGCCUCCCAGGCGCUCGGUUGGCUCCUCUCCGUGCCCGGCGCGUCCGGCAGCGUCCUAGAGGUCGUCGUGCCUUACUCCAGGGCCUCUAUGGCGCAGCUACUCGGCAAGUUGCCCUUGCAAUUUACAAGCAAGCAGGCCGCAGAGGACAUGGCGCUGGCCGCGUUCAACCGUGCCCUCAAGCUUUCUGGACCAGGUCUACAAGUAAUGGGUGUUGGCUUUACUGGGUCACUCGCUAGCUCACGCCCAAAACAGGGUGAACACAGGUUCUAUGUGUCAACACGAACACAAAAUUGCCUCAGGACAUCACAUGUAACAUUGUCUAAGGGUUUACGGAAUAGAGAGGAAGAGGACAAGGUUUCAAGUUAUUUUGUGCUCAAGGCAAUUGCAGACGCAUGCAGAGUUUCUGCUACCAUUCAGUCAGACCUUCAAGAACCUGAAAUUCCAAAAGAAAGUGUGGAACAGUUUGAUGAAGACCAAGAGCUCCAGCAAGUUAUUGAUGGUCAAGUCUGCAUGAAAGUAUACCACUUUUCUGAUCCAGCAGAAAAGAAUUUCGACCGGAAACUAAUUCUACCUGGUUCAUUCAACCCCUUGCAUGAUGGCCACCUUAGGUUGUUAGAGGUUGCAUCAAGCAUGUGUGAUGAUGGACUUCCGUGCUUUGAGAUAUCAGCAAUCAAUGCGGACAAGCCCCCACUAUCUAUUGCAGAAAUUAAGCGUCGUGUUGAACAAUUCAGAAAAGCAGGGAAGAACGUGAUCAUAUCUAACCAACCAUACUUUUACAAGAAAGCAGAACUUUUCCCAGGCAGUGCUUUUAUAAUAGGUGCAGACACUGCAGCGAGGCUUGUUAAUCCUAAGUAUUAUGGAGGUGACUUCAACAGAAUGCUGGAGAUUCUUCUUGAAUGCAAAAACACUGGCACAACAUUUCUUGUUGGUGGUCGAGAGAUCGAAGGAGUUUUCAAGGUCCUUGAAGAUUUAGACAUUCCAAGAGAGUUGAAGGACAUGUUUAUCUCUAUACCAGAGGAGAAGUUCCGGAUGGACAUUUCAUCUACUGAAUUAAGAAAAAGCCAAGGGCUCUGAUUUGUCAUACACGUGAUCAUGUUCUACAACAUAUACGAGAUGUCUGUUUCUUGGACUGAGUCUUUGCAAAUAGCCAUGGCAGUGUUUGAUGCCAUAGUUUCUUUAUGCAGAUAGUUAUUUUAAUGUGUAUAUUAGUAAACCUAAAACACAUACCAGCAGUAUUACGGAUCAGAAUGCUAUGAAUGCCUGUUUUUUUCUUCGAAAAUCAUGUAA
Lolium rigidum is the source of this 1404-nucleotide messenger RNA. RefSeq lists its product as uncharacterized. Lineage: Eukaryota; Viridiplantae; Streptophyta; Magnoliopsida; Poales; Poaceae. The record is from RefSeq and is a predicted model, not a curated record. Gene Ontology annotation, cellular component: cytoplasm; nucleus. Gene Ontology annotation, molecular function: ATP hydrolysis activity; nicotinamide-nucleotide adenylyltransferase activity. The transcript has 12 exons. The coding region runs from base 40 to 1191 and encodes 383 amino acids.